This is a messenger RNA of Bufo gargarizans (Asiatic toad), 3152 nucleotides long. RefSeq names its product nuclear receptor subfamily 0 group B member 1 (gene NR0B1). Bases 53 to 943 code for a protein of 296 amino acids. Gene Ontology annotation, molecular function: transcription corepressor activity; transcription factor binding. The record is from RefSeq and is a predicted model, not a curated record. Gene Ontology annotation, cellular component: cytoplasm; nucleus. The transcript has 2 exons. Gene Ontology annotation, biological process: negative regulation of transcription by RNA polymerase II. Lineage: Eukaryota; Metazoa; Chordata; Amphibia; Anura; Bufonidae.
UUCAGCACAGUAACUGUCUGGCUUCUUUGAAAGACAAUAGCAGAAGCAGCUGAUGCAGCCAGGGAGCUGUCAGAUUGCAUCUGUCUACAUUUCCUCCAUGGCUUGUUUCGAUAAGUGUCACUGUUCUGUAGACAACAGGAGGCAUAGCAGUAUCCUAUACAACAUCCUGAAGAAUGAGGAGCACCAGGAUUCACACAAAGGCAGGAAUGAAGAGCACUCAGGAGAGAAUGGUCAAGCUUGUUCCUGUGGCUCUCAGAAGAAAGUCAGUCUUAAGAGCCCCCAGGUCACCUGUAAGGCUGCCUCAGCAGUGCUAGUGAAGACCCUAAGAUUUGUCAAGAGCCUGCCUUGCUUCCAGGAACUACCCUUGGCUGAUCAGCUACUGUUGGUCAGGAGCUGCUGGGCUCCUCUCCUGGUGCUGGGGCUUGCACAGGACAAGGUCGAUUUUGAGACUGUUGAAACAUCAGAGCCCAGUAUGCUGCAAAGGAUAUUAACUAACAGACAAGGAGCAGAGAAGAAACAUCACCAAGAACAUCAUGAGACACUACUUCUUGGACAUAAUCUCCAGCAACAUAAAGGCACACAGCUACCAACAGCCACAGAGAUCAGGUGGAUCAAGGAAUUCUUGGAGAAGUGUUGGAGCCUGGGGAUUAGCAACAAAGAGUACGCCUAUCUGAAAGGGAUUGUCCUCUUUAAUCCAGAUUUGCCCGGAUUGCACUGUGCUCGCUAUAUCCAAGGAUUACAACAGGAAGCCCACCAAGCCUUAAACGAGCAUUUGAAGAUGAUCCAGAGAUGGGAUCACUCCAGAUUCACCAAGUUAAUUAUUGUCCUGUCCAUGCUGAGAUCCAUCAAUGGCACCGCCAUUGCAGAACUGUUCUUCAGACCCAUCAUCGGCUCUGUAAAUAUGGACGACAUGUUAUUGGAGAUGUUGGGUGCAAAAAUAUAACUGCAAACCUGACAAACUUGAAUUAGAAAUGACACAUUAUUAAUAGGAUAGGAAUUGUACAUAAUUCAGGUUUGACGAAGCUGCAGAGUGAACUAGCCUGAUCCCUGAACGUGUCUUCAUUUUGGCUGCUUGGGUAUAUGAAUCAUGUACGUGCACCUCAUUAGAUUUUCUGUACAAUAUCUAGUUUUCAUGGUAGAGCAAAGUGCUUAACUCGCUGGCUUUCUGUCUUUCUAGAUACACAGACGUCUACAGAAAAGCAUAUACAGAUUAGCGCCAAAUAUUCAUAAAGUACCUUAUCCACAUACUAAGGUGCAAUGCAGUUGUUAUAAACUAUGGCAGAUCAUCAGAAGUGCACUAACAUUGGCAUCACAUUAUCAUUGGAUUUGCCAUAUUUGAUCUAAUACAUGGUAUGUUUGCUUAGUCUAUAACUGUACAAAUAUAUGAUGUGGAUUUAUUAGACUCUGAAGCCAAAGGUUUUAUAGGUAAGCCAGCUUUAAUUUCCGGCGUAUGUAGUGUGCCAGCACUAAUGAAUGGUAGUCAGUAGACGGUGUACAUACUGUGACGUAUGUGGUAUGUUAGAGAAGUAAACUCAUAAGGGCUACAUACAUGUCCACUCCUUUGGAUGGAAGUAAUUAGCUUGAUUCCUUUAAAUGGUAAUACUGUUAGAUUAAUGAAGAGUAGCAGACAAGCCAUUUGCACUUAUCAGAAAGGAACAAGCCUAUGUUGAAGCUGUUCUGUCAGCUCUCCUGGCAUCUCCUGGUCUAUUUUAGUAAGUACACUCCCUAUGAAAUAUCAGUUCUGGAGCACCUUAGCUUAGAAGUCUGCAUGACACCAUGCUUUUGUUAUUCCUCCUGAAAAUAUGUUAUUAAAGGGGUUGAGUCAUCAGUAGGAUAUGCCAUAAAAUGGAUGUGUGUCCCACCUCUGAGACCAUCUCCAGAACUGGCCCCCAAAAGUGUGACGUGAUCUCCAUUCAUUUCUACGGAGUUUUGGAAAUAGAGGAGGUAGCACACACGGCUAUUUUUGGAAGUCCUAUAGAAAUGAAUGAAGAGCGCACUGCACAAGCUCAACAACUGCUUCAUUUACUUCUACAACAUGCCGGAGAUAGCAGAGUCAGUGCAAGGCAAAUUUCUUCAGUCCCAUAGAAAUGAAUGAAUGGAAGGCGGCCAUGUGUGCACAGCUGCUCUCCGCUCACUUUAGGGGUCACAGAGAUGGCAUAGCAAUAGGCUACCAAUGUCUAAGAUGAUACCAUCCCAUGUCAUCAGUAGAUAGAAAAGAAAUUAAUAGUUUUCAACAUAACGAAUAGCAAGCUUUUGGGACUAUUUCUUCUGACUUUAUUCAUAGAUUUUCAAGGAAUAACAAAAGAAUCACAGAAUUGCUAUUUCAUGGAACAUAUAUUUACAAAUCAGACAUGUCAAAAUAAUUGACAGGUCCUGUUAAAUGGAGCACAAAAAAUAAUAAGUCCCCAGCAAUCCAUCCCUUCAUCAACUUCUUUCCUUUGAUCCGCAUAUUACAAUCAAAACUACAAAAUAAAUAUAUUGUCCUGUGUCUGAGGAGCUCAGCCUUGUCUCCUAUCUCCUCCUCACUGUCCUGUGUCUGGCUGUUAGACAACUGGCUGGAAUAGGAGCCUCCCCUGUGUCCUGUUUGUUGUUGGCAAAAAGAUUGUUAAUCCCACUGCCAAAGCUAAGCCUAACCUUCUCAGUUGGUCUCCAGCUGACAACGGAACAGAUCAGCAGAAGAUUAGCCCCUGAAUCCAGUGCCAAAUUUCUACAAGACAUUUCAGGACCCUGCAGAAACUCCUACAGACUGGCAAGCAGUUCGGCCAUGUUGAUUCCUGUUUUUUUAUCAUUCAUUUCUAGGGUUAGUGUUUCUUUAAUGGCUCGUAUGGCAAGGAACACCUAUGUGCUUUUACAAACUACCACUCAGCCUUCAGCAUUAACUGGAAUUCUGUCGCUGUUUUAAGUGCAAUUUUUUUCCAUAGUGUAUAUAUUAUUAGCACAUAUACAGUAUAGUUACUAAUACAACGUCAUCAUUAUUAACUGUAUCUACUUAGAAAAAAAGCCACUCUGUGAGAUGUUAUAGCUUUCUUGUAUCUUUUAUUAUUGAAGCAAAACCUAUGAAAGUUUCAUUUAUUGUGGUUUAAAGUAUUGUAAAAUAUGUAACUUAUUGUUUUUACAAAGACAAUAUUUUUUUAUUGCAAUAAAAAUAUUCU